GUUCUGCAGAGCGGGAGAAAGGGUUUCAGUGAGACUCACUGCGCCGGCGUCCCGGCAGCAGCGGUUCAAGCGUCUUCCGGGGGGAGCCGAGGAACUACGCUCCGUCUUGGGCCCUGUGUCUUUUCAAGUUCGCUGGGCGAGGUUCAGAGAGGCCGCCGUCUCUUGAGGAACGUUUCUCUGCGUCUCGGAAGCCGGUCGGGGCUCCGCUUCUCCAGGCCUUGCCCUCUGACCCGGCUCGCGCGGCGGGGUGAGAGGUCGGGUAGCCAUCUUGUGGCGGCGGCACGGGCGGCUGUUACUGCGGAGACCCCUCCCUUCCCCCUCGGGGCCUUGCUGGCCGCGGUGUCAGUUGGUCCAGAGGCCGGCCGUCUGUCAGCCGAGGUCUCCGGGCCGCGUGCGGUCGCCCUUCCCGCCGCACUGGGGGCGCGGCCCAGGCCGCUCUCUGCCGCCACCACCAUGUCCUCCUUCUCCGAGUCGGCCCUGGAGAAGAAGCUGUCGGAGCUGAGCAACUCUCAGCAGAGCGUGCAGACCUUGUCGCUGUGGCUCAUCCACCACCGCAAGCACGCGGGGCCCAUCGUCUCCGUGUGGCACCGCGAGCUCCGCAAAGCCAAAUCAAAUAGAAAACUUACUUUUCUGUAUUUAGCAAAUGAUGUCAUACAGAACAGUAAAAGAAAAGGACCUGAAUUCACUAGAGAAUUUGAAUCUGUCCUUGUGGAUGCUUUUUCUCAUGUUGCCAGAGAGGCAGAUGAAGGCUGUAAAAAACCUUUAGAAAGAUUGCUGAACAUCUGGCAAGAAAGAAGUGUGUAUGGCGGCGAGUUCAUACAGCAGCUGAAGCUGUCUAUGGAGGACUCCAAGAGCCCUCCUCCGAAAGCAACAGAAGAGAAGAAAUCUCUGAAGCGGACUUUUCAGCAGAUACAGGAGGAGGAGGAUGAUGACUACCCAGGAAGCUACUCUCCCCAGGAUCCUUCCGCAGGACCCCUCCUGACAGAGGAGCUCAUCAAAGCUUUGCAAGAUCUAGAAAAUGCUGCGUCAGGGGAUGCUACUGUCCGACAGAAGAUUGCAUCUCUGCCCCAGGAAGUGCAAGAUGUUUCUUUAUUGGAAAAAAUAACAGACAAAGAAGCAGCUGAACGUCUCUCAAAAACAGUAGAUGAAGCAUGUCUGUUACUAGCCGAAUAUAACGGUCGUCUGGCAGCAGAACUGGAGGACCGGCGCCAGCUGGCUCGGAUGCUGGUGGAGUACACCCAGAAUCAGAAGGAUGUUUUGUCAGAAAAGGAGAAGAAGCUAGAAGAAUAUAAGCAGAAGCUUGCACGCGUCACUCAGGUCCGUAAGGAGCUGAAGUCCCACAUUCAGAGCUUGCCAGACCUCUCUCUGCUGCCCAAUGUCACGGGGGGCUUGGCCCCCCUGCCCUCUGCUGGUGACCUGUUUUCAACUGACUAGGACAGGUAUUGUGCCUCAGAUUCCCAACUCUACCAGCAGACAGAAGAGUGCACGUCGUGGUUGGAAAGAACCCGCUGGCCCCUGCUUCUGUUCCUCCACCUGCCCUCCCACUUCAAGAAAGAGCUAAGUGACUCUGACCUUCCUCUGCAGCCACUUGUCUUGAGCAAGUUUGGACCGAGGCGAGUGGACACAGUUGAGAUUCAAGUUUGAGAAAAUACAGACUCUUCUCCUGCUGCAUGUUUUUAGGCCCCUGCUGGUUCUCCUUUUGUAGCGCACGUACGCACUCUACACCCAAGAUGUUAUGAAAAUCAUGUGUAUUUCAGGAAGCUUUCAAAAGAAUCUUGUCCCUCACAACAGCAUUUUAUCAUGAAAGCGGAUUUCCAUUCUGAGCUGGGCUUGUUCACGUUGUUGCAGCUUUUCCCCUGAGCGACUCAUUUAGAGACAUUGGCUUUCCUGUCUGGCACCUGUCCCCUAAAGUUGGAGACACAACUGUUAGCCAGCAUUGCCAUAGAGUUUGUUAAAUCUCUGUCCCUCCUUCACCAUUGCUUCUGUUGAUUCAUAGUCAAAGGUUAGGUGCAUAUUGCUUUUUAAGCAGACUCAAGAAUCUAGCAGUAAGAUUCAAAGCUGAUUUGGGACAGAAAGUCACAAUUCAGAGACAGUAACAGGGAUCAGAAGUCUAAGUUUAAAUUAUUGGCUUGGUUCCCAAAAACACCAUUCCCAGGCUGCACUUCUCAAUGGGGGUACAAUAUGUUCCUACAAGGAUCUUUUGACCCCCAUUGGUGGUGAAAGUAGCUGUGAGGAACGGCAUGGUAUUCCCUCUGGAGCCCAAGAGAAAGGCCGACUGUGGUACCUUGAUGCUUUCUUUCGGAAGUAGCCCCAUGCCAGACUUGUCUUCUGUUGCCUGGAUGGUGUUAUUUGAUGCCUAAACUUGAGCACCUCUCUGCACCUGCAGCUGGGACACCGGGUGUUUGUCAGUUCCUGCCACUGCAGGACUCCCUGCUUGUCCAAGUCCUUGCAUCAGAUAUUACAGAAUAACUCCUGGGCAGGGGCACUGGAGGUUAG
Molecule: messenger RNA, 2496 nt
Organism: Ochotona curzoniae (black-lipped pika)
Lineage: Eukaryota; Metazoa; Chordata; Mammalia; Lagomorpha; Ochotonidae
Gene: RPRD1B
Product: regulation of nuclear pre-mRNA domain containing 1B
Exons: 7
Coding region: 454-1434 (326 amino acids)
Biological process (GO): mRNA 3'-end processing
Cellular component (GO): RNA polymerase II, holoenzyme
Molecular function (GO): RNA polymerase II C-terminal domain binding
Source: RefSeq, a predicted model, not a curated record